AUGUUUUCCAGCAUUUCGUUCUCAUGGUUCAGAAAACCGUUGUAUGAUGCACGUGUUCUGCGCCCCGUUGAGGCGGCCUUCCCACAGCUGGACUUCACUGAAAUAAAGCACACCUGGUGGCAGGUCAGGACGUGGCCAGCCAGCCCAAGUUCUGUGUUCCUCAUCAUGGAUACGUUACCAUCCGAACUACUCUCCAAUAUCGCUUCAUUCUUGAGUCUUAGUGAUCUCUCAAGCUUUCGACUAGCAUGUCGACGAUUUACUUACGCCAGCCUGCACCUGUUGCUUCAACAUUUAUGCGUUCUCGACACGUUGGAUGACCUGGAAGAACUCUUUUCUUGCCUUUCCCUCGACGAUAAAAGCAGAUACACAGAGAGCCUCACGUUGUUGCACGGUCGGUGGCCCGUUUGUGACUUCCAGCGAUGGGCCACUCAUCCGUUGCAAUUAAACGAGUCUCUCCCCCAAACUGCGUCGUCCCCUAAAUGGACGGACGCGUUCCAAAGAUACCGGCUGUUCGUUGAGAAUGAAGCCCGCCGUACAACUCAUGACGACUUGACGAGACUGAAAAAAGUACUCGAGCUUUUCCCGCGGCUCCGCCAGCUCACAGUCUCACAUUUACACACCAAGGGAUGGAGACCUGUCGGCCCUCAGCAAUACAUUCAUCUGCGUGAGCAGAUAUGGAUGUCCCCUUGUAUCAGCGAUUCGGAAUCUCUCGGGGCUAUCGCCCAAAGUGUGCUGACCUUGCUUCCCACGUUGUCCUCGGUUCAGCAUCUUGCCAUCGACGGACGUCUCAACCUAUCAUCUAUCACGGACAUAACGCCAAUCAUACAAAUAACCAGCCUGAAAAUGAAGGCUGUUCAGCUAGCAAGCUGGGACCGUGAACGCUUUUUGUCUGUGAUUCACAUGUUUCCCAGUCUCAGAGAGCUAGCGCUUGGAUUCACCUCAACCGAAGUUCUCGUUCCAGUAGACAAGAUUUCACUGCCGUUCCUGAAGAGGCUUUCACUUCACAGGCUAUAUGUGUCCGAAACUGCUCUUCUCAGGGUUUUGGAGCGUAAUCCGCAGGUUUCGCUUCACCUGAGCGACGCCACCCUGGUUCGCGGUCAUUGGGAUACCUUCUGUCACCGAGCCAGAAGAAUGGGAAAAGGCGCGGACAUCACACUCGAGGGAUACAUGAACGGCCUGGACCCCACUUGUGUUCACCUUUCUAUUGAGGGAGAUAGGAAGUAUAGGCUAUUGCGGUUUUUAGAGAAUGGUGAAGCCCAGUGGCCAUUCAGAGCACGGUGGAUUGCUCCAAGGGUGUUCUAUGUUUAG
Messenger RNA from Colletotrichum destructivum, 1308 nucleotides. Its product is annotated as Putative F-box domain-containing protein. The transcript has a single exon. The coding region runs from base 1 to 1308 and encodes 435 amino acids. The record is from RefSeq and is a predicted model, not a curated record. NCBI's taxonomy places the organism in Eukaryota, Fungi, Ascomycota, Sordariomycetes, Glomerellales, Glomerellaceae. Gene Ontology annotation, molecular function: protein binding.